Molecule: messenger RNA, 2232 nt
Organism: Prorocentrum cordatum
Lineage: Eukaryota; Dinophyceae; Prorocentrales; Prorocentraceae
Source: the annotation of a GenBank genome assembly
AUGGCCCCGACGCGCAAGGACAAUACUUCGCCAUGGUACUGCAAGUGGUGCAGGCACGACGUCACGAAUCAGCCGUGGUUCAAUGCCUCUACCCUUGUCUACUGUAAGAAGUGCGGCCUGCAAAAGAGCAACUGUUUCAAGGAAAACAAAGCAGCGUCGCAGCCCAGUGUCUCGGCCAAGCAGCAGUCGCUCGCGGCCAAGGUCAAGGAGCCCGAGGCGCAGCUCACCAAGCUCCGAGAGCACCCCCCUGGGCAUGGGCCAGCGACUACGGGUACAGGUGCGAGCCCACCAUGGGCUGCUGCGCCAGGGGAUCCCGACACCGCCAAGCGGAACAGGAUCAAGAUGCUGGAUCAGUUGCUUCGUGUCACUACUGACCCUGCUGAUGCUGACACUGUGGCCAAAUGGCGCGAAGAGCGGGCGAGGUUGGACGCCGAGCUCUUUCAAGACAGGCCCAUCGAGCAUCAGGCCAGGUCUUUGGCGUCAAGACUGUCUUCCGCCCGUUCGCGACAGGCUACCAUCCAGGCCACCCGUGACGAGCAGCAGAAGAAGAUUGACGAGCUCACCCGCGGCCUGGCCGACACGGACUCCAAGCUGCAGGAGGCCGCUGCGGAGGUCCUCCGCCUGGAGCAGCAGACCCGCACCGCCAUGUCGCGAGUCCAGCCGCCCGAGGGCACGCAGCCACCGACGCUUGCGGACUUGCUGCCCACCUUCGCGGUCAGUGUGGAGCAGCUGGGCAAGGUCGCAACAGGCCUCGGUCUCGGCGCCGACAUGGUCAAGGAGCUGCAGGCUAUGGCCGACGCGGUCAGCAAGCUGCAGAGCUUGCCCCAGGCCAAGCCGCCAGAACCUGCACCUGCUCAUCCUGAUGGUGCUGAAGCUAGUGCUGAGCCACCUGACAUCGAGAUGUCUGAGCAGGAUGACCGCGAGACGUUGGGCGCAGCAGGGGUCCACGUCGAAGAGAGCGACACCCCCGACAUCGCGCGCGAGAAGUUCAAGCGUCUUCAGCAGAGCUACCCGGACACUGUGGCCAAGAAGGACCUCGGCUGGGACUACGGCGCCUACAUUAUUCCCCCCACCGGCCCGCUCCUCGGGGUGGGGGGCAGCUCCGACCUUGACUGCGGCUCCGCCUACGUCGGUUGCGCCUGCAGCUGGGUCUUUGGCGUCUACGGCAUCACAGAGGGGCACUCCGCCUACGCCUGCGCGUUUGGCCACUGGCAGCACGCACUGCUCACCGACCUCACCUUCGGGGAGCGGCGGCAGAGGGUGAAGGUGCAGCCUAUGCAUGCAGUAUCUCAGCCGCAGCUCAAAGCUACGUCCAACUUCGGAGGGGUCGCUGUACUCGUGCCGACGUACAUUAUGGUCACGGCCCCACCUGAUGACGGGCACAUUAUCUAUCCAGGACGAGCAGACUGUGCACAGAUUAACUGGGGAGUUGCUGGCGGUAUCAUAGUCGCCAGUGUUUAUCUUGUCACGUCCAUUGGCAUCUCGGGCGAAAACAUUGAGGUGUUGUGGGCCUUGGCCCAGAGAGUGGCAGCAUGGAACUCACGGGGCCUCGACUGGAUCCCAGGCGGUGACUGGAACGCCGACAUCGAUGCGCUCAAUGUUCGCAACUGGGUCGAGACCAUGGCAGCCAUCCACUAUGUGCCCGACCAGCGCACCUGCAUCACCGACGAGGGCAAGAGCACCAUAGACUAUUUUGUUGUCUGUGCCAACUUAGCGUCUCGCAUCAAGGGCAAGCCAGAGGUCCAGUAUGACUCCACGGUCGUGCCGCCGCCGCACUUCCCUGUGGAGCUGCAGCUCGUGGGAGAGGAUCGCCCCACGUGGCAUCCCUACCCGUGGCAGAUGCUCCAGACAGAGUUCCAACGGGUCAGCAGUGCCGACGACCUGAGCUCGCUCUGGGACUCUGUGCUGCGAGGGGUGGACCACGAGCUGGCAGGGCGUUGCGACUGCGUAGGCGCCAAGGCCAUGCAGUACAUCGGACGCGAGGGGCCGCCGCAGUUCAAGUGGCAGCACCUGUCAUGGCAACCGCCGCGCAGGCGUACCUACAAGGAGCCGACUGUGCUGGCCUGGGCCACGGCGAAGCGCUGGGCCCAGCACCUUGUGGCCGAGAAGAAGCGGCUUGUGAGGUACAUCGAGCGCCUCAAGCUGUGUGCCGCCGUUUGCGCCAUCACGCCGCUGCAGUACACCAAGGUCGUCGUGGCCUUCAAUGAAGUGGUUUCUUUCGGCGAGGGCUGA